Phalaenopsis equestris is the source of this 903-nucleotide messenger RNA. RefSeq names its product 30S ribosomal protein S1 homolog. The record is from RefSeq and is a predicted model, not a curated record. Gene Ontology annotation, molecular function: nucleic acid binding. NCBI's taxonomy places the organism in Eukaryota, Viridiplantae, Streptophyta, Magnoliopsida, Asparagales, Orchidaceae.
CUUUAUCUUUACAUUUAUUUCCAUAUUCGUCGGCGUUCUCUUCACCUUACCUUCCCUCUUUCUUAUCCAAAUCCAAGUAAACAUUGGUGCGCUCGUUUUCUCACUCGCUCGAUCUCUAUACCUUCAUCGAUCAGCAAUGUUCACUGCGAUAGGCUCGUCGUCAAGGGGAUUAGUGCUGAUUUACCGUUCGUUUGCUGAAAAUGGCCACGCCGAUCCCUCGACGGUCGCCUCUUCCUUGUGUCCAUCAUGGAUUGGUUUUAGUUACAGAAGGAGGUCUUCGCUUGUAAGAAUUGACGCUGUUCCGAAGCCCGUUGCAUCAAGUAGCGGCACAGAGCAGCGUGAAUCUUCCCGCUGGGAAUCGACGGACGGAGGCGCUAGCGACGAAGCUUUGCAGCUCCGGAGGUCUGCUGAUUGGAGGGCAGCAAGGACAUACAAGGAAAGUGGUGUGAUUUACGAUGGAAAAGUAGAGGGUUCAAAUGCUGGUGGUUUACUGAUUCGUUUUUAUUCGCUACUUGGCUUUCUUCCAUAUCCUCUUUUGAGUCCUUCUUAUUCUUGUAGAGAUCCGACAAGAUCCAUUCAAGACACAGCGAAGCAGCUUGUGGGGUCAUCCAUAUCUCUAAAGGUUAUUGAAGUGAACGAAGAAGAAAAAAGGCUGAUUUUCUCUGAGAAGGAUGCUAACUGGUCUAAGUAUUCUAGUCAGGUUAAGGUCGGAGAUACUUUUGAUGCUAAGGUUGGCUCGGUGGAAGAUUAUGGUGCAUUUGUGCAUUUGCUUUUCCCUGAUGGUCACUAUCAUCUCACCGGACUAGUGCAUGUUUCAGAGGUUUCUUGGGAUUUGGUUCAUGAUGUUAGAGAUAUUCUUAGUGAAGGUCAGCAGGUGAAGGUCAAAGUUAUAAAUGUUAAUAG